AUGGACGUUACAAUAACUACAGAGCUUCAAGAGAUCGUUGUAAAUGAUCAACAGUCAGAAACUACAGCAACUACACUCGAUGCUGUCAUUCGACGUUGUGGAGAUUUAGGUCUUUUCCAGUUUAUUCAUUUCUUUUUCUUGAAUAUGUUUGCUGUAUCAGCUGGAAUCGUUGCAUAUUACUAUGUCUAUGGUGCAGCUGAACCUGAGCAUAGAUGUCGCCUGCCCUCCAGCGUAUGGCCAAACGAUCAGUACAAAAUUGUGAAUUUAACUCACGAAAAGCUGAUCGAUUUGUGGAUCCCGAAAAACGAUAAAUGUCAUAUUUAUACAAGUGAUAGAGAAAAAGUUGAUUGUGGUUCAGACGGUUGGGUCUAUGAUAGAUCAGUAUAUGGGUUUACAUUUACUGAAGCUGUACAAAUGAUUUGUAAGUCACGCGCUAAACGAAGUACAAUAGCGACAGUGAUGCAAAGUGGUGGUCUAUCUGCGUUGUUUAUUGGUUCAUUAAGUGAUAAAUUCGGACGAAAAAUGGUUGCGCGUUGGUUGAUCCUAGUUAUAUUUGUGACUAGUGUUUUAACGCAAAUUGCCAUGCAAUGGAUACCAAUGUCAGUCAAUGCAAAAUUUGGUGUUUUAUUAUUGAAUCAUUUUACAGCUGGUUCGAUUCAAUCAUUGUUCAGUAUUGUUUUUGUCCUUCUGUUAGAAUUAACAAGUUCAUCACAUGCAAGUCUGGCCGGCAACUCCGCUCAAGUUGGAUUCGCACUAGGCGAAGCUUUUCAAACUUUAUUUGCUUAUUUAUCUAAAAACUGGCAAAUUUUAAAAUGGACAAAUUUGUUAUUUAUUGGUGUCAGUUUACCUUAUCUUUAUUUUAUGCCCGAAUCACCACUAUUUCUAUAUUCAAAAAAUGAGUACACAAAAUUAGAACAGUUGCUAAGAAAAAUGGCCCAUUUGAACAAACGUAAGGAAUCAGAUUGGUAUCCAUAUUUUCAGGAAUUUAUAGGAGCACAAUCACUGCGUGUUGUAGCACAAAAUAAAUUAUCAUUUAUACAAAAAUCCAAACGAGUAUUAUCGCAACGAGCAACAAUAUAUAAACUAUUGAUUAUUGGUGCUAUAGGGUUUAUUACUCUUCUACUCUACAUAAAAAUAUCCUACGGUCUGGCUGAUAUGCAAGGUAUCUCACCCUAUGUCGGAAUUCUUAUAGGAGCGGCCGUAGAAGUCGCCGGAUACAUUAGCGGAAGUAUUCUGUUAACCACAAGAUUAGGACGGAAAUAUGCAUUUAUUGUAUUUACAGCGUUGACACUCUUAUGUGUACUCAUUAUUCCAUUUUUGAUGAAACAACAUCCAUUACCCACAGUUAUCAUUGCUCAGCUAGGAAAAUAUGCUAUUAGCGGAUCAGUUUGUGUCUCAUGGAUUUAUGUGCCCGAAUUAUUUCCUACAUCGAUUCGUGGUUCUGCCAAUGGAUUCUUCACUGCUACUAAUCGAGCUGGAGCGAUACUUGCUGCAGUGAUCGAUUCGUCAAUUGGUGAAAAAUACAUUCGAAUUACGUUUUAUGUUUAUUCUGCUUUUGCUUUGCUGUUGUUCAUAAAUAUGAUCUUCAGUUAUGAUAAGAAAUAUUUUUUUACCAGUGGAUGA
This is a messenger RNA of Didymodactylos carnosus, 1623 nucleotides long. The record is from the annotation of a GenBank genome assembly. Lineage: Eukaryota; Metazoa; Rotifera; Eurotatoria; Philodinida; Philodinidae.